AUGGCUGCGAAGAAAACUGCCACGAAACGAAAGGCGGAGGCGGAUACUCUCGCCUAUCCUGUCACACGCAGUCAGCAGAAGAAGCGUGCAAAGGCCAUGACAGCCGGAGGCUCACGAUUGCUCGAUCUUCCCAGAGAACUGCGAUACCUCAUCUUGAAUUUUGUGUUCCAAGACGAAGCGCCAAUUCUCGCAGGCGACAUACUUGAAAGCGGUACACGUGUACGCGAUCCAAAAGUCGCGUCUGUCUGCCGCACAAUCAGAGCAGAGGCACUGCCGUUGUUCUACUCAAGCAAAGCCUUCGUCUUCAACAUCACGAAGUUCGGGCAACUGGCGACCAUCAAGCGAUGGUUUGCACGCAACAAAACCACGCCAAGUAAGGUGCAGAACAUGCGGAAAGUGACCUUCUUUGGCCGAUCGUACCGGGGACAGGUCUACCUGACCAUCGACUUUAAGCAGGUCAAGAUUAUUGAUGCGCGUUGGCGCGCGCAUCAGAGAAGCCUUAGGAAAAAGCCGACCGAGGUGCCGCCGCAUUGGCACAUGGGCGCUUGCCAUGUCAAACACUUUCAAGAUGCUAUGGAUACCGGUUUGCAGCAGGAACAGACCAAUGGACCUUCUCCAGCCCUCGUUGCGAUGGAAAGCAUUUUGGAGGCUUGCUCUAGAUUUUUCUGGAUUCGGGACUCACGACGGGCAAUGACGUACGCAGUCGAGAGUUGCAGACUAGAAUCGACAUGA
This is a messenger RNA of Dissoconium aciculare CBS 342.82, 732 nucleotides long. RefSeq lists its product as uncharacterized. The coding region runs from base 1 to 732 and encodes 243 amino acids. Lineage: Eukaryota; Fungi; Ascomycota; Dothideomycetes; Mycosphaerellales; Dissoconiaceae. The record is from RefSeq and is a predicted model, not a curated record. The transcript has 2 exons.